Exophiala dermatitidis NIH/UT8656 is the source of this 498-nucleotide messenger RNA. RefSeq lists its product as uncharacterized. The transcript has 2 exons. Lineage: Eukaryota; Fungi; Ascomycota; Eurotiomycetes; Chaetothyriales; Herpotrichiellaceae. The record is from RefSeq and is a predicted model, not a curated record. The coding region runs from base 1 to 498 and encodes 165 amino acids.
AUGCCUUUCCAUCCUGAUUCCCUCCCAGAUCUUAGCGACAAGGUGCACGUUGUCACCGGCGGAAACUCUGGCAUAGGGUUUUAUACCGUCGCUCGGUUGGCCCAACAUGGUGCCCACGUCUAUCUUUGCGCCCGUUCAGAGAGUAGAGGGAUGGCUGCGAUUGAGAAGAUCAAAUUCCUCUACCCUCAAGCACGCGUCUCCCUCUUGCAAAUAGACCACAUGUCGCUCGCCAGCGUGGUCUCGGCAGCAGAAGAGUUUCUUAAGAAAGAAACGGCCCUCCACGGACUGGUAAACAACGCCGGUAUCAUGGCAACACCAUUUGAGAUGACCAAGGAUGGAUACGAGGCACAGUGGCAGACAAACUACCUCGCACAUUGGGUCCUGACCGCUCAUCUUCUGCCUCUGUUGCUCCGAACCUCCAGAGCCUCCCACCCGGCAGCGUUCGGGUUGUCAAUCUGUCAUCUUCGGGUCAUUAUUCCGCUCCCAAAGGAGGAAUAA